Molecule: messenger RNA, 1902 nt
Organism: Bradysia coprophila
Lineage: Eukaryota; Metazoa; Arthropoda; Insecta; Diptera; Sciaridae
Source: RefSeq, a predicted model, not a curated record
AUUUUUAGUUUUAAACAUCUAUUACGGCGUGACAGUUCGUCUAACUAUAUUAUACCGAGUCUGUGACAAUUGCUUAAAAUGGAGUUACUUCCAGACGAACUAUUUGAAAAUGUUUGUCGAUACUUAUCGCCGUGCGACAUCGCAUCAAUGAUGCUAGUUGAUAGUUACGCAAAAACGAUAAUUGAACAUUCACCUGCUCUUAUGUAUAAGUUACCGCUGUAUGUAACGGAUAUGAGUGAUUUUAGCCGUGAAUUUGAGCGUGAGUUAGAACCAUUAAUGUAUUCGAGGCGGAAAGUCCGUAGAGUGAUCGUUCGGCUGAAGAAUGAGAAAAUUAUGAAAUAUUUGGGAAUAUUUCAGAAAUUCGGGAACACAAUAACGAGCUUGGAAAUUGCCGACUACACAUUUGAAACAAUCGAUCAGUUGAGGAUCAUCCUUCGCUUUUUACUGAAACUGAAAACUCUGACAGUGACAAACGUAACAUUUCAACGAGCCGAAAAUAAAAUUUUAAAUUCAAUCGUCCAAGUUCCUAAGCUCUCUUUACGUGAACUGCGCAACAUUUUUUCCUCAAAUUCCGAUCCAAAAAUAUUUUCAUUGUUUGACAUCAAUGAAGAUACACAGCUGAGAGCGAUAAGAUUGGAAGUGUCUGACUCAUCCAAUUUCCAGUAUAACGAUUUUAUUGCGACACUCAAACAGCAGACCAAAUUAAAAGAGUUGAAACUGAAAGGAAUCGCUGAUAACUGUGACAUUUUUUACCAUGGCCAUUUGGCGGUUAGUCAACUCGAUCUACUUGAGAUAGAAAAUUGUGUCGUCAGCGAUAUUAAUCAGAAGAAAAUUUUGGUGGACAUGGUCAAGCAACAACGAAAAUUAAAGCUACUGAAGAUACUAAACACUCCGAUUCGAACAUCAUCUGACAUCAUGUGCACCUAUCGACAAAUCUUGGCCCAUGACAUUAAUGAACUGCAUUUGGAUAUCCGAGACCUUUUGAUCUUCCAUCGUCAUAACUUCGUCAAUAGGACAGUCACCCAAUUGAUCGUCCACGGGAAUUUCGCAUUCGAAAAUCUACCCGUUUUCGUUAAUUUCAUCAAAAUGUUUCCCAAUGUUGUGCGGCUGUGCCUCGUCGGUGGAACACCCAUCGGAGAAAAAUAUUUAUUCGACAUACUCUCCACGUUAUGUAAACUGGAAGAGUUGCAUAUACCCGGUUUUACAUCUCGAGCUGCAGAUUCAAAUUUUUCCAAUCUCCAAACACUUGAUUGCAUACUUCACACAUUGGUUCUCGAUUUUAUCGAUUUUGAUAUAAAAUUUUUCGGCUGGAAGAACAUUGUCUCGAAUCUGAGGUCAAUCACAAAGCUUGUUGUCAAACGGGACUACGGUAAAGUUUCAAAUGAAAUAAUUGACCUGAUUAUCAAAAAUCUCCGGCUUCAACAUCUCGAACUUGGUAUUGGUGUGGUGUCGGAGAAAAUUUUACAGAACAUCGUCAACAACAAUUACUGCAAUCGACUGAAAGUGCUGAAAAUUGCGAAAAUCGAUUUUGAUAAAAUUGGGGAAAAUUUUGAUUUUUCGCGAAUCUUUGCCAAAAAUCAUCUGUUGCUGCACUUGUGCGAGAAUGAGUAUUUUGAGCGAGCGAUCGUCUUUGAAAUAGAACUUUUAUUUAAUGUGAUCAUAAAACGUUUCUCAUUUUUGACAAAUUUCAUAAGUUCAAUCCACAUUAACUUAUGUUUCUUAGAGUUAACGUCAAGUACUUCAGAUUUGGCAUUUACAUAGUAUCCCACAGUACUUUCAUGCUGACACAAUUUAUGUGAAUAAUGUAGAGAGAUGUCAACAGAUGGCGUUGUUUCCUCACGCUGGUGCAGACUGCAUCUGUUAUCAACUCUUUGAAAUAAUGUUUGUGGGCUGAACAGAAAC